Molecule: messenger RNA, 2226 nt
Organism: Fraxinus pennsylvanica
Lineage: Eukaryota; Viridiplantae; Streptophyta; Magnoliopsida; Lamiales; Oleaceae
Source: the annotation of a GenBank genome assembly
AUGACUAGAUCACUUCGAAUGAUUUGGUUUCCAAUAUUGCUGUUACUCCUGCUAGAGAACAGUAAAGGAGUAUUUUCAGCUUCGAAGUACUUAAUUGGGCUCGGAAGCUAUGACAUUACGGGGCCAGCAGCUGAUGUCAACAUGAUGGGAUAUGCUAGCACAGACCAGAUUGCUUCUGGAGUUCACUUUAGGUUGCGAGCUCGUUCUUUCAUUGUAGCAGAACCACAAGGAAAUCGGGUUGUAUUUGUGAAUCUCGAUGCUUGCAUGGCCUCACAACUGGUGACAAUUAAAGUACUUGAGAGGUUGAAAGCAAGGUAUGGAAAUCUUUACACAGAAAGUAAUGUUGCUAUUAGUGGAAUUCACACACAUGCCGGCCCCGGCGGUUAUCUUCAAUAUGUUGUAUAUAUCGUCACAUCACUUGGUUUUGUGCGUCAAUCUUUUGAUGCUCUUGUUGAUGGAAUUGAGCAGAGCAUUGUACAAGCUCACAGUAACCUUCGUCCUGGAUCAAUAUAUGUGAACAAAGGUGAACUUUUAGAUGCUGGGGUUAAUCGUAGUCCAAGUGCUUAUCUCAAUAAUCCUGCAGAAGAACGCAGGAAAUACAAAUAUGACGUCGAUAAAGAUAUGACCCUUUUGAAGUUUGUUGAUGAUGAAUGGGGUCCAGUCGGUAGCUUCAAUUGGUUUGCUACCCAUGGAACUUCUAUGAGCCGUACAAACUCAUUGGUAAGUGGGGACAACAAAGGAGCUGCUGCACGUUUUAUGGAAGACUGGUUUGAUCAGAACAAUAGUCGAAAGAUACUUUCUUAUAUAUCCAAUGCUGAAGAUACCCCAUUGACAGCCUCAAACAUUAUUCCAGUUCAUGAAAAUCAUCAUGAAUUACAUGAACUUGCUGAUUCUUUCCAAUCUGGUUCGGGCAAACCAAUACGUGUAAGGAGUACUCUCAGUCAAGCUGGUAGGCCUAGAUUUGUGUCAGCAUUUUGUCAAACCAAUUGUGGGGAUGUUAGCCCGAAUGUGCUCGGGGCCUUCUGCAUAGAUACCGGAUUACCUUGUGACUUCAAUCAUAGUACCUGUGGUGGGAAGAAUGAGUUAUGCUAUGGGCGAGGUCCUGGAUACCCGGAUGAGUUUGAAAGUACACGUAUCAUUGGUGAUAGACAAUUCAAAAAAGCAGUGGAACUUUUCAACAAAGCAUCAGAAAAAUUAAAUGGAAAGGGUGGAGGUACUGAGGUUGUGAAAACCUGUCCAGCUGCAAUGGGGUUUGCAUUUGCUGCUGGUACAACUGAUGGACCUGGUGCUUUUGAUUUUAAGCAAGGAGAUGACAAGGGGAAUGCAUUUUGGAGGCUGGUAAGGAACUUACUUAAAACACCAGACCAAGAACAAGUUGAUUGUCAACGUCCAAAGCCCAUUCUGCUUGAUACUGGUGAAAUGAAAUUUCCUUAUGAUUGGGCGCCUGCAAUACUUCCAGUCCAGAUUCUGAGGAUUGGGCAGCUGGUCAUUCUCAGUGUACCCGGAGAAUUCACAACGAUGUCUGGAAGACGGCUCCGAGAUGCUGUGAAAACAGUGCUCACAAGUGGAAGUAGCAAAGAAUUUGAUGCAAAUGUUCAUGUAGUAAUAGCGGGCCUGACAAAUACAUACUCCCAAUAUGUAACAACCUUCGAGGAGUACAAGAUGCAGAGAUACGAGGGUGCCUCAACACUAUUUGGUCCAUAUACUCUCAGUGCCUACAUUCAGGAGUUCAAGAAGCUUGCAGCGGCCCUUAUCAGUGGACAACCCGUGCAGUCGGGUCCCCAACCCCCAGAUCUACUAGACAAGCAAAUAGGCUUACUAACACCAGUCGUGGUGGAUGCAACUCCUCCCGGUGUGAACUUUGGUGAUGUUAGCGUUGAUGUACCCAAGAACUCGACCUUCAAGAGAGGUGUCAAUGUAACAGUUGUUUUCUGGUCAGCGAACCCAAGAAAUGACCUCAUGACUGAAGGUACAUUUGCUCUCGUGGAGAUUCUUCGAGGGAAGGAUUCGUGGGUUCCUGCUUAUGAUGAUGAUGAUUUUUGCCUUCGAUUUAUUUGGUCGAGACCUGCUAAACUUAGUCCUCUAAGUCAUGCAACCAUAGAAUGGAGAAUACCGGGAACAGUUGCUUCAGGUGUAUAUAGAAUAAGGCAUUUUGGUUCUGCAAAGAGCCUUCUGGGGUCGAUCAAGCAUUUUACAGGUUCUUCAAGUGCUUUUGUGGUGGCUUGA